This is a messenger RNA of Pelagomonas calceolata, 1191 nucleotides long. The record is from the annotation of a GenBank genome assembly. NCBI's taxonomy places the organism in Eukaryota, Pelagophyceae, Pelagomonadales, Pelagomonadaceae.
CGCAAAGCGUCGAGCGCGCGCAAGCCGCGCCGGCGUUAUACGUGGGCUAGACAGCGCAAUUUCUGUUUGACGUACUCAGAAAAGACGUCUGACAACAGCCAAUCCAUCUAUUUUAGGCGGUGGGGCCGCGCCAAGCCGCCGAGCCUGCUCACCUCUGCACAGCUCAUUUGCGCGCGCAUCACAGCGCGACAAGACGACGCGAGACGCCGCGCGCAUGCCAGCCGCCGCGCGAAUACAAGAAUGCCGCUCCUCAGCAGUUUAGUACUGCCCGACGCCGCCGCCGCGGAGGCCGCCGUCGCCGCGCUCCAACACAUAGCGCCUCCAGUAUUAAGUGUCGAAGCGCUUUUGGAGAGGGACCUCGAGGCGCUCGAAGCUCAAAUCGAUUUGCCGCGCGGCGCCCUCGCUGCAUUCAGAAAAGCCGUCGCACACCACUACGCGCCCCUACGGAACGCCUCAACUCUACAAGAUGAAGAGGUACUCACGCCAACGGGCUGCGCCGCGAUUGAUGCCUUGUUGGGGGGCGGGUUUAGGGGAGGCGACGUGGCCGAAGUCGUCGGUCCCACUUGCUCGGGAAAGACGCAAUUGCUACUCGCGACGGCGUGCCGAGCCUCUGAAAGAGGUAGAAACGUGGCCUGGGUCGACGCUGGUUCAAGCUCCUUCUCACCAGCGAGAGCGCGGUCCAUGAAAGGUAGGUUAGAUUUGAUACGGGUCUGUUUUGCCGAAGACGCGUGGGCCAUGUUACGAUCUUUGGACGACGCCGGGCGGUUUUUAAAACCAGGAGACGUUUGCGUCGUCGACGCGCCGUCGCGGGUGCUGACGCCGAAUCUCGGCGGGGACCGGAACCCGCAGGGGCACCAACUCUUAGCGCUGGCGACGCGCGCUUUACAAACUCUAGCGCGGCAGGGCGUUUGCGUCCUCGUGGCGAACUCCACGGCGCGAGGCUUGUCCGACGGCAUGGACGACGAAGGCGCGUUCUUCGACGAGAGCUGGAAGGCCGCGCUCGGGCCCGUGUGGUCGACGUGUGCUUCCUUGAGAUUGGCGCUGGCGGCGCCUCGUGAUGGUGUGUGUCGGUGUGCCCUGGCGAAGGCUCCCGAUGGUUCUAGGGGCGAGGCGGCGUUUCGCGUUUGUGCGGAGGGGGUGGCGGACGUAGAGCCCUGUGAUGUGUAAGACAGUAGUAUACUUAGCACAAGU